AACGUAGAUAGUGUCAUCACUAGCUUCAAAGCAUCUCACAGGGAAAAAGGGCGAUAAUUCUGAUAAGAAAGUUGGCGUUGCCGGUUAGCGGAUUGUCACAUACAAAAUAGUUUGGAAAGGCCAAACUUAGGAGAACCAAUCACAAUCCACGCCCACAAUGACCGCUCUGCGAUACAUGGGAUGGAUCACCGGCUGUUCCGUCCUAACGGCCUUCGUUUCCAUCAUUUGGCAGGCGUUCAUCACCCUGCAGACACUUAACAGGACGACUGUUCUGCUCACCGGUCUCCUGGCAAUCGAGGGAUCACUCAAGCGAACCGCAUUGGAGCCGGCACCCAAAGUGGCCAUCGGGUACGGAGCCUGCACGGACCUGCAGAUAAACGCUACUGAGUUUCUGGAUCGCUACUAUGGCCGCCGGAUUCCAGUCGCAGCAGCCACUACAGGAUCUCGGGCGGUCGUCAACAACGAGGACGAGCUCUUGCAGUCCUUUGCCUACUACUUUCAGAACGGCGCUGCAGCGGAGCGAGUGAUGGCAAACAGCACCCUCUUCACACAGCUAGUGGGCUACGCCAAGAUAAUGGAUAAGGAGAGGAUCCAUUGGUACAUGGGUGGUAACGCCCCACUGAUGGCCGUGCGCUUUUUUAUGGAGGGAGCUGAAGUCCUAUUGGGCGCCCACAUGUCUAAGAAGUUGCGUCCACUGCUGCCAAAAGAGAUUCGCCUGGCUGGCGAUGAGAUUCCGAACGAUGAUAUCCAUCUUAUCCUGGAGUACAAGGCUGGGGACAGAUGGGGCCCAUAUGUAGCACCUCGUGCCAAUCGCUACAUUCUGCACAACGAUCGAAAUAAUCCGCAUUUGCGGGCCGUGGAACAGUUGACUGAUGCUUUGAAGAUGUAUCAGCCACAGCUGUUGGUUGUCAGCGGGCUGCAAAUGAUGGACAUGUUCACCUUUAAUCCUGGCGAGCGUGAGGCGCGCCUGCAGCAAGUACAAAGACAACUAACAAGCCAGCCGGCGGACACUUUAAACCACUUUGAGAUGGCCUCUUAUGUGGAGUUGCAGCUACUGCAGCAGCUGCGACACUUUGUCCUGCCCUACGUAGACUCCCUGGGAAUGAACGAACAGGAGCUCUCUAACCUGCAGCAGGUUCUUGCUCACGGACGGACGACCUUAGCCACCGACUGGAAUCCUCGCAUUGCUCACACCCUUGACCAAAUGCGAGAGGUUUUCAUUAGUCUCCUUGAAGAUUACGGCGAUCGAAGCUCACGCGAUUCCAAGCGGCGUUGUAUCUCUCGGAUCCAUGUGCACACUUUGGCCUAUCAGGCGAUCCUUACCACAGCGGGCUCCAAGUGGAAAAACACCCGUGCUGCCGCGGCAAAGGCUGCACUCACUGCUCACCGAUACGUCUGCAAGUCCCAAUUUAUCAACCCGGAGGCAGUGCUGCAGGUUCUGGAUGACAGCUUCGCCACCUCGGCUCAGGCGGACGCACCGCGGAUGCGCAUAGGUGCUGCCAGUCCCGUGCCCUGUUGGCGGGAGUAUAUCCAGUACGGUCGUCAGCGGCAACGGCUUGAGGUGGAGAUCUGUGUGGCCCCGGUGCUGGUGUGUCGCGAGGCCAGAAAAACGGCUGGGGCUGGCGACAACAUCUCCGCCUCCGGAUUGGCGGCACAGUUGUAGAAGUGGUGAUCACGCUGGGUCAGGCAAAGACUGCAUAGUAUUUUACUAGAAACCUGCAACAAAAGACUCGAAUAGAAGACCAGGACGUAACCCCGAUGCAUUCCCCCGCUGGAUGGACAUGGACUCGGCAUGUUUAGCACCUUAGUGACCUUAGAAACGCGUUACCUUCACACAAAUCUGACGAAUAUGCUCAACCGAUGGCACGAAAAAAGACAACGAUUCCCAUAACACCACAUAUCCAGAUGAGUUUUAAGUGAAAAUGCUGAAUUGUGCAUUUGUCCUCUCAUCAUAAACGCAAAUUCCACUUGUUCAAAAUUAUUCCUAAUGCAACAGCAUCGAAGUUCGGAAACGAAUGCCACCUAGUCCUAAGUUUUGUUAGUCACUAGUUCUACGUUUUUGACAUAUUUGAGCCAUUCCUACUUACAAUUUGUUUUGCGCACUUGGUUUCAAACGAAAAAGACAAAACGAAAAAUGCGUCAACGAAUUAAACAAGCGUUCCAGCACUGAAAGAUAGUUGUGACCUCAAGUUCCCUGUAUUUGUCGAAAUAUUUGAAUCCUAUUCAUUUGAAACCAAAAUUAUAUGAUAAUUUGCCCUUAAAUGUUAUGUGCUUAAAUUCCAUUCGGUUACAAAUACAUUGUAUCUCAUUUAUAUUA
Molecule: messenger RNA, 2317 nt
Organism: Drosophila santomea
Lineage: Eukaryota; Metazoa; Arthropoda; Insecta; Diptera; Drosophilidae
Product: ADP-dependent glucokinase
Exons: 5
Coding region: 158-1663 (501 amino acids)
Biological process (GO): glucose metabolic process
Cellular component (GO): endoplasmic reticulum
Molecular function (GO): ADP-specific glucokinase activity
Source: RefSeq, a predicted model, not a curated record